ACAUUCAGACACAAACACACACCGAGUGAUACACACUAAACACACUCUUACACACUUACACACACACAGGCGGUGCGGAGUGAAGUUUCACCGCUGUGAGGGAGUGAAGGGACGGAGGAGCCCCGAGUUCAGCCUCAUUCAGCCGCUACGAGCCGAGCAGCGGACAUGAGAGGGUGAGAUGGAUAACGGUCGUAACCGUCCACCUCUCCGCCCGAUGGAGCCUCAGCCGGGCUCGCUUCUCCUCGGUCUUCUCCUCUCGGCUCUGGCCUUCGGGAGCGGGGCUGCGCAGGCAGUCUGUCCUGGCACUGAUAACAAGCUCAGCACCCUGUCGGACCUGGACCAGCAGUACCACACUCUGCGCAAGUUCUACGAGAACUGUGAGGUGGUGAUGGGCAAUUUGGAGAUCACCAGCAUUGAGCGCAACCGCAAUCUCAACUUCCUCAAGUCGAUCCGGGAGGUGACGGGUUAUGUUCUGGUGGCUCUGAACCAGUUUGACUAUCUGCCUCUGGAGAACCUGCGGAUCAUUCGUGGCACCAAACUAUACGAAGGCCGCUAUGCUCUGGCCAUCUUCCUCAACUACAGGCGAGACGGCUACUUCGGCCUCCGGCAGCUCGGCCUCAAAAACCUUACUGAAAUCCUGAAUGGUGGGGUGUACGUGGAUCAGAAUAAGUUCCUGUGCCAUGCAGACACCAUCCACUGGCAGGACAUCGUGAAGAACCCUCGAGCUGAGCUUCUGGUGGUGCCGUCCAACAACAGCAGCAGUUCAUGCAGACGAUGUCAUCGUUCCUGUAACGGACGCUGCUGGGGUCAUCAAGAGGACCAGUGCCAAAGCUUAACGAAAACAGUGUGUGCUGAGCAGUGUGACGGCCGAUGUUUUGGUCCCUACGUCAGUGACUGCUGCCACCGAGAGUGCGCUGGAGGCUGUUCCGGACCCAAAGACACGGACUGCUUUGCUUGCACCAACUUCAACGACAGCGGGGCUUGUGUGACACAGUGUUCUCAACCUUUCGUCUACAACCCAACAACCUUCCAGCUCGAACACAAUCCCAAAGCCAAAUACACCUAUGGAGCAUUCUGCGUCAAGAAAUGCCCAUAUAACUUUGUGGUGGAUCACAGCUCCUGUGUACGAGCCUGCCCAAGCAACAAGAUGGAGGUGGAGGAGAACCGCAUCAAAUUGUGCAUCCCAUGCACUGAUAUCUGCCCUAAAGUGUGCGAUGGCAUCGGGACAGGCAGUUUACAGAUGAACCAGACGGUGGACUCCAGCAACAUUGACAAGUUUGUCAACUGCACCAAGAUCAAUGGCAACCUGAUCUUUCUCGUCACUGGGAUUAAAGGAGAUAUGUACCAUAGAAUCGCAGCCUUGGACCCUGAGCGCCUGAAUGUCUUCCGCACUGUCAAAGAAAUCACAGGCUUUUUGAACAUCCAGUCAUGGCCGGAGAACAUGACGAACUUUGGGGUCUUUUCCAGCCUUGCUACGAUCGGGGGGAGAUCGCUGUACAGUGGGAUCUCUCUGCUGAUCCUGAAGCAGCGCUGGAUCAGCUCCCUCCAGUUCCAGUCCCUGCGGGAGAUCAGCGCCGGAAAUGUCUACAUCACCAACAACAGCCAGCUGUGCUACUACAACACUGUCAACUGGACCAGCCUGUUUCGCACCAGUGGUCAGAGAGCCCUCAUCAAGAGCAACAAGGACCCACGAGAAUGCACCCAUGAGCGGAUGGUGUGUGAUAAGCUGUGUUCAGAAGCUGGAUGUUGGGGUCCUGGUCCAGAUCAGUGUCUGUCCUGCAGGUUCUACAGUCGAGGCAGAACCUGUGUGAAGUCCUGCAAUCUCUACAGUGGAGAUGUUCGGGAGUUUGCCAAUGGUUCGGUGUGUGUGGAGUGUGACAGCCAGUGCGAUAAAGCUGGAGAUAAAACCCUGACCUGCCACGGCCCAGGUCCAGAUCAGUGUACGAAGUGUCUUCAUCUGAAAGACGGUCCUAACUGUGUGGAGAAAUGUCCUGAUGGGCUGCAGGGAGCCAACAGCUUCAUCUUCAAAUACGCUGAAAGCAACAACGAGUGCCAUCCCUGCCACCCCAACUGCACCCAGGGGUGCACUGGACCCCGCAUCCAAGACUGCGUUGGACUACUGGACAGGACGCCCCUGAUUGUAGCCGGAACGAUUGGUGGGCUGUUUGUGGUGGUCAUCAUAGUGUUGGGCUUUACCAUUUUUGCCAGACGUAAAAGCAUCAAGAAGAAAAGAGCUCUGCGCCGCUUCCUGGAGACAGAGUUGGUGGAGCCACUAACACCCAGUGGAACAGCACCCAAUCAGGCUCAGUUACGAAUACUGAAGGAGACUGAGCUCAAGAGGGUGAAGAUCCUGGGCACUGGAGCCUUUGGAACUGUCUACAAGGGUGUCUGGGUUCCAGAGGGAGAGAGUGUCAAGAUUCCUGUGGCCAUAAAGAUCCUCAGUGAAGCUACAGGACCAAAAGCCAAUGUGGAGUUUAUGGACGAAGCUCUGAUCAUGGCUAGCAUUGAACACCCCCACCUGGUGCGUCUGCUGGGAGUGUGCCUGAGCCCUACUAUCCAGCUGGUGACCCAGCUCAUGCCCCAUGGCUGCCUGCUAGACUACGUUCACGAACACAAGGACAACAUCGGCUCCCAGCUGCUCCUCAAUUGGUGUGUGCAGAUUGCAAAGGGGAUGAUGUACUUGGAGGAGAAGAGACUGGUCCAUCGGGACUUGGCUGCCCGCAAUGUUCUAGUGAAAUCUCCCAACCACAUCAAGAUCACUGACUUUGGCCUGGCACGCCUGCUGGACACAAAUGAAAAGGAAUACAAUGCAGAUGGAGGCAAGAUGCCCAUCAAAUGGAUGGCAUUGGAGUGCAUUCACUACAGAAAGUUUACACACCAGAGUGAUGUCUGGAGUUAUGGAGUUACCAUCUGGGAGUUGAUGACAUUUGGAGGAAAGCCAUAUGAAGGAAUUCUCACCUGUGAGAUUCCAGACAUGCUGGAGAAAGGAGAACGUCUGCCUCAACCCCCGACAUGCACCAUAGAUGUCUAUAUGGUUAUGGUCAAAUGUUGGAUGAUCGAUGCUGACAGUAGACCCAGGUUUAAAGAGCUCGCUGCAGAAUUCAGCAGGAUGGCCAGAGACCCUCAGAGGUACCUCGUCAUCCAGGGGGACGACUGCAUGAAGCUGCCCAGUCCAAACCACAGUAAAUUCUUCCAGAGUCUUCUGGAUGAGGAUGACCUGAGAGACUUGAUGGACGCUGAGGAGUACCUGGUACCUCACGCCUACCCGUCCAGAGCACAACCGGACUCCAAACCUAGUCAGUGCCGGCAUCAUGAUGGAGUUUUUAGCCCACAUGAAGUGGCAGUGAUCCGAUCCCGAGUGUCAUCCACCUCCACCGGCUGCCCGUCCAUCCCAGCAGGGACCCAGCGGGUGUCUCUGGCCCCCCAAGAGGAAAAACACUGUAAUGGAAGCCUAAGGAAACAGCCCGGUUCUGGCUUUGCGGAAGAUAGCAGCAGCCAGCGCUACAGCGCUGACCCUACUGUCUUCCUGGGGCAGAUAGCACAGAGCAGGGGCACUGAUGAGGAUAGCUAUGUGGCCCCCCGGAAGGACAAGAUUUCCUCAGAUCAUCUGAAUCCUGUUGAAGAGAAUCCUUUUGUCACACGAAGGACAAAUGGAGAGAUUCAUGCACUGGACAACCCAGGUUACCACAGUACCCCCGAUGGACAUCCCAAGGUUGAUGAUCAGUACGUUAAUGAGCCGCUUUACCUCAACACAUUUCACAGCAAAGGCAAUAUGAAUCAAAUCAAGAAAAAUGGAGUUUCUGCCCCACUCCAGAUAACAACAGCAACCAGCACCACUAGCAGCCAUGUCCCCCUGACCACCCAAACAGGGAGACCCCAUCACCACAGCCAAGGAGCACAUGUUCAUUUUGCAAUUCCACCUGUUCAGCCACCUCAAAGUGGACCUAUGAGUCAGAAUGGCCACCAAGCUAUUCAUACUAAUCACCCCAGCAAGUCUGGACACCAUUCUCCAUCAAGUCAGAUAUUCCACGUUAAUCAACAAGCCCAGUCUGGUCUUGCAGAUCAGCAGGUUCAUAUGGCAAAGUCUGUAAUCACCAGUAAAAGUAGUCUCCCAGGUCAUCCCAUCCACUCAGGCAGCAUAUCACAAUCAGGUCCUACUGGAACCAUAAUGGUGAGCAAGAAGUACUGGAAGACCUUUGACAACCCUGAGUACUGGCAACACAGUCUUCCUCUCAAAGCGUCCCAAGACAACCAUCAAGACUCCUCUCAAAGCUUCAACACAAGCCUGUACAAGCAGAACCUCUUCAAGCAAAAUGGCCGCGUCCGGUCUACUAUUGUCGAGAACCCAGAGUACUUAUCGGAGACUGAAUCCUUGAAGCCAGGGCAAGUUCUGCCACCACCGCCAUACCGGCAAAGAAACACUGUAGUGUAACAUCCAGGUCAACAUGUUUUUCAAAGCCUGAUUCCUCGACCAGCACCUUCAUGGUCCAUCCUUUUUCUCUCACCCAUUCUUGUAAAUGGAAUAACCCAACCUUGUAAACACCCUAACUUUCAUUGUUUUCAGCAAAUGUUCCUGACAGAGGGAGUACCAAUCCAACCAAGUGCCUCAACACUCCAUUCCAAGGAUACUGUUAAUCACCCUGUCAUUUUCCAGAAUGCCAAACUCCCGGUGUUCAUCAACUGACUCAACUGAAUUCAUAUUUUCUUCGUUUGUGAACUUGAUAUAGCACAACUCACAGAACUGAAAAUAUGAAUCUGCUAAAUGGGAUGUACUGAAACUGCAUCCUGUUGCUAAGAACACUGGACAACUGAUGUUAAGGUACAUCAGAUCUUGCAUUUUUCAAAGACAUCUUUGCUUGUCCUAGUUUUCCUUUUGUUUCUAUGAAUCUGUUGGCCAGCACUUGAUUCAGAACAGGCCACUGCUAUUAUAGUACAUGUAAUGACUUCUGCGAUAUGAAAUUUAGUACAUUUUUGAUUAACUUUUAUAUACUUACCUGACACAGUUACCACAUAUAUAGUUUGAAUCCACAGAGAUCCUCUUGUCCACAGUUGAAUUUUCAUGUAAGCCAGAGAUUGCACUUGAUGGGUCAUGACUUUAAUGUGAAUAAUGUUUGAUAAAUAAGGGUAAACUAAAUUCAAAGGUUAUCCAGUUCAAAUUUAUAUUAAGGGUGGGUCACACCAAGAAUUUGUGACAGUGUUGAAUUACAAGUGGAGAGACUGGGUUUUGGGCCAAUGUGUAAUCUAUAUAAGAAAACAAAUCAUCUGGUGAUCUCCAAUGGAGAAUUUUGUAUGGUAUUGUGACAGUCAAUGCUUUUGUCUCUGUAAAUGAAUUUACUCUCUGUGAGAGUGUAUGUGUAUAUUGUGGCAAAAGAAAUGCUAUUAUCCACUAAUUUAUGGAUUGUCAAGACACAAUUGGUUGACAAUAUUUAUCUAUUUAUGUUUUAAUUACCUGCAUGUGCUGUAUUUACUUUUACUCAUUAAAUGAAUUGUGAAUUUUUGAUUUUGAGCUAACCAGGAUCAGAGGCUGAGUUCUACAGCAAAGUUUAGACUCUGAGUGUUGAUUCCAGGGUUGUACUCCCAUUAAAAGGAGUGUAAUGUUGUCCAGCUUCAUCGCUACAAAGCUUCCGUCCAAGAGCCCAAACAAAUACUUUGUUUUUGAUAAUGUAUUGGAGUGACAAUGUUUACAUCCUUUCCAUUUGUUUGUUGACCUUUUUCUUUUAACUGGUCUUUUUGCUGCUCGUCACUGCUGUGUCUUUUGUUUGUUGAAAGCGAAGAAUAAAUAAA
Molecule: messenger RNA, 5784 nt
Organism: Colossoma macropomum (tambaqui)
Lineage: Eukaryota; Metazoa; Chordata; Actinopteri; Characiformes; Serrasalmidae
Product: receptor tyrosine-protein kinase erbB-4-like
Exons: 27
Coding region: 179-4432 (1417 amino acids)
Biological process (GO): positive regulation of cell population proliferation; positive regulation of kinase activity; multicellular organism development
Cellular component (GO): basal plasma membrane; signaling receptor complex
Molecular function (GO): epidermal growth factor receptor binding; ATP binding; transmembrane receptor protein tyrosine kinase activity
Source: RefSeq, a predicted model, not a curated record